AUGCUUCGUAGACAAGCAAGACAAAGAAGAGAAUAUUUAUACCAGCGGUCGCUCAAGCUGCAGGACAGCGUUGUUGCGAAAAAGCGCCAAAUGCUCCGGGCAGCUAUCGAAUCAGGCCGUGAACUUCCCAAAGAACUGGCAGACGAUGAAGACCUGCAGGCAGACUUCAAAUUCGACCAAUCUCUCAAGGAGGAUGUUGACGACGAGUACAGCGAACUAAGUGGUAUCCAGGAUCCCAAGGUGGUUGUCACGACAAGCCGUGAUCCGUCGGCAAGGCUGGCUCAGUUUGCCAAAGAGGUGAAGCUGCUUUUCCCCACAGCUGUGCGGGUGAACCGUGGUAAUUCCGUAUUGCCGUCGCUGGUUGGUGCUUGCCAGCGCUCGGCCUCAACAGACCUCCUGCUCAUCCACGAACACCGCGGUGUCCCCACAGCGUUAACUGUUUCUCACUUCCCUCACGGCCCAACCGCCCAGUUCAGUUUGCACAAUGUGGUUUUGCGUCAUGACAUCUUGAAUGCUGGCAAUCAAAGUGAAGCUUACCCACAACUUAUUUUCGAUAAUUUCACCACCCCGCUUGGCCAGCGUGUGGUUACUAUUCUGAAGCAUUUGUUCCCUCCUGGAGCCAAAAAGGACUCGUCCAGAGUGAUCACUUUUGCCAACCGCAAUGACUACAUCAGUGUCCGCCAACAUGUAUACGUUCGAACCCGUGAGGGUGUUGAGCUUGCUGAGGUCGGUCCUCGUUUUGAAAUGCGUUUGUACAACCUCAAGCUCGGAACCAUUGACAACAAGGAUGCUGAUACGGAAUGGCAGUAUAGAGGCUUUGUUCGCACCGCCAACCGCAAGGACUAUUUGUAA
Molecule: messenger RNA, 852 nt
Organism: Wickerhamiella sorbophila
Lineage: Eukaryota; Fungi; Ascomycota; Dipodascomycetes; Dipodascales; Trichomonascaceae
Product: U3 small nucleolar ribonucleoprotein IMP4
Exons: 1
Coding region: 1-852 (283 amino acids)
Biological process (GO): rRNA processing
Cellular component (GO): nucleolus; Mpp10 complex; small-subunit processome
Molecular function (GO): rRNA primary transcript binding; snoRNA binding
Source: RefSeq, a predicted model, not a curated record